UAAUUUCAACACUAACGUUAGCUCCCUAACCUAUCGAGCUUCGAUUGACGCCGAUCUCGGGCUUCUGAACCCACUCCCUUCCCCCGCUCCUCCCCUUCCUGCAACCCUUGGUUCGUUCAGUUCCUUCUCGCUUUGCUUUUCCAAUGGCAAAGCCCUCCCAACGGAUCAUUCAUGGCUUCCAAAGGCUCUGCUCCCACGACAUCCAUCCAAACCCUUUGUCCCCAAACCCCAUUUCUUCUGGCCAGUCUAGGUUCGUCAAUUCCAGGCACCUGAGCUCCAAUCUCUCUUCCAACCAUCCGUCGCCCUCAGGAAUCUGGAGAGGAGCUUAUUAUAGUGAGGUUUUGUCCAAACCCGCAUCUCAAAAUGGUAUCUUUGCUCGUUUCCGCUCGCCAAAGUUCGAUUCAUGCUCUCCACAGCUCAAUAGCUUCAACAGGAAUUGCUCUUAUGGGAAUCUCCCAGCUGGAUUUUCGAAUUCGAGGCAUAUGAGCUCCGGAAACCCUACCAAGUUGCCAUCUUUUUCUUCUGGGAUCAAAGGGCUUAGUGGGAUCAAAGGGCUUGGUGGGAUCAAUGAGAAUGGGUUCAGAAACAGGUUUUUCUCAGUUAAGAAUUACAAUUCUGUCAAGUUUAAUGGAAAUUUUGGAAAAUCGGUGGUUGAGAAGCCGUUAUCUGCUGUUUCAUCGGCAUUCUCGCGGUACCGUGAGGCAGUUGGAUUGCAGGUUGAGGCAUUUUGGAAGAGAAAUUACUUGGUCCUUGUGGGGGCUGGGGCAGUAGUCGUCUGCAUUGCACUUUGGAGAAUCAUGUUUGGAGUUGCGAGCAUUUUUGUAGGGCUUUCGGAAGGCAUGGCCAAGUAUGGGUUCCUUGCUUUGGCAACCGCCAUGGUAGCUUUUACUGGCUUGUAUCUUCGUUCAAGAUUCACUAUCAAUCCAGACAAAAUUUACAGGAUGGCAAUGAGGAAGUUGAACACAUCUGCUGGUAUUCUAGAGGUGAUGGGUGCCCCUCUAACUGGGACAGAUGUGAGAGCUUAUGUUAUGUCUGGAGGUGGACCUAGAUUGAAGAACUUUAAGCUUAAGUUUGGUGGCAAGCGGUGUUUCCUCAUUUUCCCCAUCAAAGGAUCUGAAAGGAGGGGACUAGUAAGUGUUGAGGUCAAGAAGAAAAAAGGCCAGCACGACAUGAAACUACUUGCAGUUGAUAUCCCAAUGGCAUCAGGGCCUGAUCAGCGGCUGUUUCUAGCUGGGGACGAGAAAGAAUACCAAGUUGGUGGGGGGUUGAUAUCUGAACUAAGGGACCCCAUAGUAAAAGCAAUGGCUGCAGAGAAGGAGUUUGAAGAUCUAGAUCAAAAGGAGGAGGAAGAAGAUGCAAUCAGAGAGCAAGAGGAGGCAGAAAGAAGGCUACAUGAGGAAAAAGAAAGGGCACUUGAAGAGGAAGAAAGAAAACGCCGUGAGGCUGAGAUGCUAGAAAAAGGUGGUUCAUAGAAGUGAUGGAUGUUCUUGUUGUGCCAUUUUUCUCUUCUUUUUCCGGAUACAAAACGACAACAUGCUCCUUUGUGAGAGAACAGAAUGUCCGAUCAUAUCACAAAGGCUUCGGCCGAAGAAGCCUGAAAAGGUUUUUCUUGUCUCGUUUUUCUUAUCCGUCACCGGGACAAUGGUUUUAUGAUCACUUAUGAAGCAUUAAAGCAUACAAAGCAUUCAAUAAAUACAGUCACAAAAUAUUGGGAUUUUUGCAA
Molecule: messenger RNA, 1723 nt
Organism: Elaeis guineensis (African oil palm)
Lineage: Eukaryota; Viridiplantae; Streptophyta; Magnoliopsida; Arecales; Arecaceae
Cellular component (GO): intracellular membrane-bounded organelle
Source: RefSeq, a predicted model, not a curated record